Messenger RNA from Paracoccidioides brasiliensis Pb18, 246 nucleotides. RefSeq lists its product as uncharacterized. The record is from RefSeq and is a predicted model, not a curated record. The transcript has a single exon. The coding region runs from base 1 to 246 and encodes 81 amino acids.
AUGGGAAGACAGACGACGCCAACCCAAACUUGUUACGAAGCGCCAUAUAUUCUCCGCGUGAAGAGUUGGCUGGCAGCACUUCUCCUACUCUGUACCUCGGCACACCGCCCCAAGCCAUCCGUCCAGCCACAAAAUGGGUUUGUUAUGAAUAUAGUAAGCCGGGAGCCAGCUAAAAUCGUUCUUAGGUCUAAGCUCGAAGUCAUUAUCAGAGCUAGUGGCAGGAACAAUGCUAAUCGUGAAUGGUAA